AUAAUUAUUGCGGAUACCGUACCGGUGACCCCUUAACACAAUACUGUUGUAUGCGUCUAUUUCGGUUUCUAUUUCUUUGUCAUAGGCUCACGUACGUACAUAUGUACACGUCGAUGACAAUGAUGUAGCAAGAUUUGUAUCAUACCUUUUCGAAGAAGUCAAAUUACAACUUAAAAUGCCCAAAAGUACGUCGUCCGUGCAGCCUCCUGUGGACUAUGUUCACCGUGGAAGUUGGAGGAUUGAUCAAGUGGAGAAAAUUACUACAGACGCCACAGCUACGGAUGUUAGUGGAAUAGAAGGGGCUGAUUUUCAUUUGAGUGACACAGGGGAUAUCUUCUGGAGUCUACCUGCCGGUGUCACAAAGACACCAUACUUUGCCUUAAACUUUGACCUCUAUGAGGUUAUUGGAGCCAAGUUUCAUGCAAUCAAGUUCAUCGGAAGCCGUAGUGGAGACAAGAUCAUACUCUUUGCUUCACAAAAGAGUCCCAACACCCUUCACCUGAAGUAUGAGAAUGAAUUCAUUUUCCAGUGUGAAAAGGUAUGGAAGAUUGAGGAGGCCAUCUUGGAGCCAUUCAGUCUUCUCCGAGCUUUCAAGGAAGGUUUCUUCACUGACAUGGAAAUCAAGGCUGACACUGGCAAGACUUUUGGUGUCCACAAGAUCAUCCUCAAGUCCACCUGUCCGCAGUUAGGAUGGGAUAUGAGCCCCGCCCCUCUGACCGGGACCGCUGAGGUGGUCCUUUCGGCCAUCCUCCAUUUCCUUUAUACCGCGUGCCUCCCUGAUACCAUAGAUGAGGAAUCUGCACGGAAGAUCUUAGAGGUUGCUGGGAAGCUUCCUGGCCUUGAGAGAUUGGCUAAUCUAUGUCAACUGUACUUGCAUAAUUCAGCUGUCAAGAAUCAAAUCAUCAACCUAGUCCAUGACAUUCACGUUUGCGGUGAUCGCCUGGUACAACUCUUCAGCUCCAAGACGACAACAGCAGAGGGAGCCCUUCGUCAAGAUAAUAUGAUGCUUGAACCGUCCAAGUUUUCUUACGCUCUCAGACAGUGUAUAAAGGAGGGUGCUGUUGCUGGUAUCAAGGUGGUUAUGAUCUGUGAUCUCUUUAACAAGAGAAAAAGAGAAAUGACCAAGCAGGAGAGACAUGAUCUCAUGAAAUACAUCAAAUCUAGGUUACCUAUUUUUGUAAAGCAGCUCUACAAGUUCUAUGAAGUAUUUAAAGAACAACUUACACAAGAUGUCACACCCAAGCAAAAUGAUGAUCUAGCAAGAUAUCUUGUACCAGAGAUGAACAAGUGUCUUGAUAUUACUACUGAUAUGGUUGAACAAGGCAAAGACGCUCUUGAAAUCAUCCUCAGACGGAUGAAAGCCGAGGAAAACAAGAAGUUUUCUACUAAAGAUUACCUCAAGUACAUUGUCGUCAGUGCAAUGUUUAAGAAGGAGAUGGCCCAACUGAAGCUAGCCCAUGAAAGGAUGUGCGAACUAUUCCAGAGUAUGUUAUGGCGUCAGGAAGGAUUUGACUGCCUCUCAGAAGCAGAUAAGAUGUUCUCUGUCAACAAAAAUAUUGAACAAAUUGUUGAAGAGUUUCCUGUUAUGCUUCAGAAACUGGAGGCAUUAGACACCAAUGUGAAUGAUGGAUCAAUGCGAGACUGGAAAUUCAAUUUCAAGAUGGGUACCUCAAGAGUCAUGUGGUCCUUUGAUAAGAUCAUUACGCAUCGUGAGAGAUUCAAACCAAUCGUCGCCCAUCUGAACAAACUGAUCGGCCGUCAAGCUUUCACAGAUGGGUUGCUCCAUGUCGGUCUCCUAGCAUCUGCUACCAAUGUUGAUGAGCCUAGUACAUCAUCUGCUGCGUCACCGUUUCCAAUGGAUGUUGACACAGAGGAUUCACAAGAUAAGAAUGUCUCACCUCUACCAGUCAAACGGCCUUUAGUGUCUGAAUCUCUGUGUACUCCACCGAGUGCUGCUGAGAGUAAACUGGCUAAAGCUAUGGGAGCCCUACUAGAGUCUGGUCUUAACACUGAUAUGUGCUUUGAAGUCAUCACAAUAACAGAUGAGCCAUCAGAUGUUGUUGUGGAUCACACUCAAGGGGAACCCAUCGUAACACAGGAGACAGAGAGAAAGGUUAUCAGACAUCCUCCAAUCUAUGCUCAUUGUGCUGUCAUAGCAGCUAGGUGUGAUCGCUUCAAGAGAGCUCUACUAAGUGGAAUGAGGGAAUCUAUAGAUAAGAAAAUUGAGGUCCAUGAUACAGAUCCAGACCUGUUCAAGCAGUUCCUGGUCUUUCUGUAUUCAGGCCAGAUCAAUACAUCAGAGCUGACUAUGGAUCACAUUGCUGAUAUGAUGUCUCUUAGUGAUAGAUAUGAGGUUGACACAUUGAAGCAUGUAUGUGAAGCAUCUCUGAAGACUAAAAUCAAUGAAGAUACAGUACUUUAUCUCCUUGGUCUUUCUGAUCAGUUCCAUGCUGUCACACUCAGGGACGCUACAUUGGCCUAUAUAGAGAAGCAUCCAUUCAUUGCUAGCUCUGAUAUUUAUGAUGAACUCCCUGAACAUCUCCAAGAAGAGGUCAAACUUAGAGCAAAAAAGGGACAGGAGGUAGGAGAUAUAGACCCGAUGGCACAGUUCAAGGGGGAGCAGUAUGAUUCUAGUUCUACUUCAUCUACGGAGGAUGGUAUGAAAGGUAUUGAGGAAAGCCAUGAUGAUAUGUUAGAUGAAGUUGAUGAAGAGAAGGAGAUGAUCUGUAUUGAGAGAUUGAAGGAGAUCAUUGGUGAUGAUAUUCCUCAUGAAAAGCUUGUUGAAUUCGUUCGUAUUGCAGACUAUGACAUCAAUAGAGCUGCUAAUUAUUAUUACUCAUCAAUAUGAUCAUACUGAUCGGAUACCAACAUUUAUUUUCUGUUUCAAACAUUUCCAUGGUACUCUUGAUAAAAUAUAUUUUGUAACUUCAGUCAUGGUUGCAUUUAUAUAUCUUCUGUCUUUUCCUCAUUUUUGUACAUGUACUUUUAUUCUGUACUAUACAUGAAUAAAACCAUUAGAUUUUCUGUAUUUUUAUUAUCACAGGUAACUUUGACUCAGUCAAAUCUAUGAGGUUCACAGAAAUCUUUUGGAAUGAAAAGUGUUAUAUAUCACAUGCUUUGUAUAAUCUGGUUUGAAAAGUUGCUUUGACUUAGGCAUAUAUUUGACGUCGUGUGUGGAAGGUCGAUUUAUCCAAGCUUACCUGUACUAAUUUACACGUCAUCUGCAGUUAAUGCACAUCAUGAAUUUGUAUGAAUGGGACCAUGAAUUUGUAUGAAUUUAGACUAUGAAAUGUAAUUAUGUAUCUGAAUCGGCCUUAAUUUGCACCACAGCAACUGAAAAUCGGAUUUAGUUGUGUACUUUUAGCUAGAUCUAAAGAGCAUUACAUCAACAUUUUUGUUCAACAAGUUGUUAGAUCUGACAUCUUACAUUGAUUUUGAUUGGCUGAGAGGCACUGUUACUAUGGUAACUUUCGGAUAGAACAGGACCCAGAUCUUUCAUGAAACGCACACCAGGAAAGGCGUUUGAAAUAUUUAAAAAAAUCUCUUAUAGAGAAGUGUAUUAUUUUCAUCUUAUUGUGACACGUGUUGUAAAAAUGAAUUACUGUUUUGAAGAAAGUUUUGGAUUUUAUAAUAUUUUGCCAUAUGUUUUUUUUUUUAGUAGAAAAUCGUGGGAAUUAGUUGCAAGGUAAUCAUUUUUAAUGAUGUUUUUUAUUGUAAUAUGCAGUUGUGUAUGUGGAUUGAAUGGUCUAACCAUUGCUGUAAAGUAUUCAAUAGAUGUGUGUUGAAAUUCAUGACGGAUGUAAGAUAAUCAUUAGAUGAUGUACUAUAAACAACUGAGGUAAUUGUACAUGUUGAUAUAUAAAUAUUUAUAUAUAUGCCCCUUCAACUUAACAUGCUGGAAAUGUAGAUGACGUGUUAUUCCAUAAAUUGAUGUACUACAUUUAUUAUAUAAAUUUUGUUCCAUAAAUCGUUCUAUUUCAUUUUACCCAUGUUAUAUUAUUAAUUAUUUCUUGUGUAAUUCAGUUUAUAUUUAUUGUGUAUGUGCCAUCUUAAAGUCAAUAAUAUCUUUAAAAUUCUGCUAAAUAAAAUAAUGAAUUGAACCCUGAAAAGACUAGUCUAUUUUUAUGCCUAAGAAGCCAAAAUUGAUCAUACAUUUGAACAUGUAUUAGCUUGAAAUAAAACUUGUUACAGAUUUUGAGCAUUUUCUUUCCUUGCAGGUAUAGAUGCAGCAAGAUCUUUCUUAGUUACAAAUUCAUCCUAAAUGUUUAAUGGGCUCUAAUCAAGGAGAUACCACCUCAAACUCUCCGUGCUCAAAUAGCCUAGACUUUUUGUGUAAAGGUUAAUAUCCUUGAGCUAUGAUUUAUCAAAGGUCAUGAAUUUACUUUUACAUGUAUGUGUUUAUAUUUAAUUUUAUCAAUUUUGUGAUGAAAUUCCACAAAUAGGAUAUUGUCUUGUUUUUCAAAAUAAAUGGCAAGGAUAUGAUUAAAAGGAGAGUUCUUUGAAAAGAAAGUUUAUUUUCUUUCAAAAUUAAAAAGAAGAACUCAUAAUGAUUGUACUAAAGCAAGAUCAAUGCUUGUGCAUUGAAUUCAGGUUAUAGCACAUUUUUAGGCAAAGCAUGGAAACAUCAGUAACGCAGAUUCUAAUUUCCUUCAAAGUAGAUAGGUUAGUGAGCUAUUAGCUACCUUGUCAAACGUCAAGAGCACCAUUUUUCCUGCAGGAAUCCUGCAAACAGUGUUUUACUACUAAUCCUCACAUUAUAUCAUAGCGAAUAUAAUGGGCAAUGCAGCAAUAAAAAGAUGCAUAGCAACCCCCAUAGAGAGACCCCUGCCCAAAGAUGUGUCCUUCCCAAAAAAGACUUUUGUAAAGUUGUCUUUAUGCUAGCUAAUUAUUGUAGUAGAAAUUGAAGUAUUCUGAAACAGCUGGCCCAUGCCCCCCCCAUGAGAGGCACAAUUAAAAUUUGUAAUGUAAAAAUGUUGUUAAAACACAGUGCCCCCCCCCCUCCCUGAAAGUAAGAAGUUUUUUUUCCUUGUCCAAUUUAGUUAUAAAAUGAUGAUACAUAAAUGGUAAAAGGGCUUAAAAAGAAUUUAUUUGCAUAGUAUAUCAACUCAAAUUGAGAUUGCUUUUGAAAAAGAUAAUUCACUGCAUCUUGUAUUAUGUCUUGCCAUUGUAUUCUUAAAGCAAAUUUUGAGAGAAAAGAAAUUGAUGAGAAGUUAUUUGUUUGGUUGUUUGUUAUCACCGCCCUGCAUAGAAAGUAUCAAUACUUGUCAGAUACCAGAGAGCUUUGGUCCAUAGUCUAAACUUGAUUUUAACUAUGGAUAGUCAGCUGUGACACAAAUUUCAAACCUUACAUGUUCAAAUUAUCAGCUCAUUUGUCACUCAUAUCAUUCAUUAUUUGCCUGGUGAUAACAACUUUUAAAGAUAAAUUAAAGUAGUUGCAGUAAACACAGAUUUCAUGAGAAAGUGUGCUAAAGCAAGAUUGUAACUGUAUCAUCAUGGAUCUAGAUCUGGUACAAUUGAAUAAUAAUCAUUUUAUAUUCUGCAAAUUGCCUCUAAGCGGCUAUAUGAGAAAGGAAAUAUGAAGUGAAAAGGAAAUACUUUGCACUACGAAAUGUAUCAAAAACUAAUAUUACAAAUUAAAACUAGUCCUCACAAGAUCAUGAAUAAACUGAACUUUGUGAAUUAUGAAAUCUAAGCUUCUAAAAGAUCACAGCUUCCAGUGCCUAUAUCAUUUCAUUGGUUCAUUGUAUGCGAUCUUUUUCAAAUCAAUGCUAAUUAAUUAUGCUGAACUAUGAUAUCAGUACUGUAUGUAAGAAAUCUUUCUGAUUGGUAUUCAUGCAUCUACUUGUAUCUAACUUAUCAACCCUUAGCAAAAUCUAGAAUUAUUUGACAAUAGUCAUGGGAAGUAUUUAGAGGUAUACCUCUUUGAAGGAUCUAUUCCAUUAAACUGUUUAUCCUCAUAUUUUAUUUUCAUCAAGUUGUAUGGUCUAUUCAAAAUACAAGUUCCUUGUCAUAUAUUCCAGACAUGGGUUCUGUAGUGUAAGAGUCUAGUUGUCAUAAAAAUAAUAUUGCUUUUUUCCUACAACUUAUCUAGAUAUGCUAAAAAAACUAGAGGGGAUUAUGCUCUUUUACCAUUGCAAUUUUUUUUCUUUUUAUUGACUACAUUUACAUGCUUUGUCUAUCGGUUGUUUGUAUAUUUCUAUGCAUUUCAUGUAAACAUAUAUUCAGGUUUCUAUCAUGUGAUAUCUCUCUGUAUUUUUUUCCUUCUAAUAUGGUGUAUAAUAGGGGUGGUGUGUAGCUUAAUUCUGAACUGAAAUGACAAUUUAUCUAUUUAAAAAGCUCCACAUUAUUGUACUUGAUCUAUUAAAAAUCAAUCCUCUUUGCAAUCACUUA
Messenger RNA from Lytechinus pictus (painted urchin), 6390 nucleotides. RefSeq lists its product as uncharacterized. Gene Ontology annotation, cellular component: cytoplasm; nucleus. The transcript has 21 exons. Gene Ontology annotation, molecular function: ubiquitin protein ligase binding. Gene Ontology annotation, biological process: regulation of proteolysis; proteasome-mediated ubiquitin-dependent protein catabolic process. The coding region runs from base 176 to 2848 and encodes 890 amino acids. Lineage: Eukaryota; Metazoa; Echinodermata; Echinoidea; Temnopleuroida; Toxopneustidae. The record is from RefSeq and is a predicted model, not a curated record.